AUGUCAGAUCAGCCAUCCCCACCGGCCAAGCCAAAGCCAGGCUCUCUGCGCGACAGGAUUGCCGCUUUUGAGAAGGGAGGUGCUGCUGCUGCGCCUCCACCACCUAGACCCAAGCCAGCGGGGUUUGCGACGUGGAAACCUAAGCAGCCUUCGCCUCCUUCUUCACCGUCUGCGUCAACCGCAGGCGGAGGGGCAGACCAUCCGUCACCGUCACCUAGGGCGGGAGGCAUGUCGGUCUCUGAUGCGAAGGAUAGUAUCGUAAAGGGCGGGAGUUUGAAGGAACGCAUGGCUGCGCUGCAAGGGAAGGGAGCGUUUGGUGCCCCGCCUCCACCUGCACCUAAACCGGCCGUUGAGAAACCAAAGUGGAGGCCUCCUCCAGUUGUAGCUGCUCCUGUCCAAGAUGAUAAUGACGAUGGUGAGAGUGAGAGCCAUCCCGUACCGUCGGUCCCUGCUCCGACUGCGGCUCCUCAGCCAGAGGUUCCGUCUGAAGAGGGAGGGGAAGGUGCUGCGGAGGAAGGUGAAGGGCAGCCUACCGAGGUAGACCCGGAGGAAGAGGAAAGACAACGUCGUGCAGCGAUUGCUGCCCGCAUGGCGAGAUUGGGAGGUGCGAAGCUGGGGAUGGGGCCGCCUGUUAUGGGCCACAAACCUUUGCUGCCGUUUAAGAAGCCCUCGUUGAAGGAAGAAACUGGCAAACCGGAUGAGGGACCGGUGAACGUUGCUGGUGUUGCUGCGGGACCGCCUCCUGCGGUUUCUAGGAGUGAGGAUGUUAAUGUUGCAGAGACGGAUAAGCCGUCUGUUAUUGUUGCUGAUGCUGCUACAACGGAAGAAGGCUCAGCGACCUUACCGACUAGGAAAUCGUCCCAAGGCGAAGCUGCUGAGUGCUUCCCAGUCAGGAAAAAUUCAGAAUCUGCGUCUCUUCUUUCCGUCGACUCUGCGGAUUCUGUUCCUGCGCGUAGCCCAAGCUCCAUGCCUGUCCCUGCUGUCCCACGUCGAGCUGCUCCUCCCAGGAAGAAAGUCUCCAAGUCGCCUGGGCCUCCUCCUAUUGAGCAGGAGGAGGCGGCUGAACAGAAGGAGAAGGAGGUUACUUUGCCUGCAGCAGAACCUCUUGAGCUACAACAACCGGCUGCUGUCACUGGGGAAGAAUCAUUGACUGAGGAGAUUCCGGCUGAACCUCCAGUUGCCGAACAUGUGGUCAAGUCGCCAGAGACCAUCUUCGACCAUCCUGUUGCACUUUCCCAGCCUCCCAUUGUCGAGCACCAGGAGGAGCCCUCUUCGAGUGAACCCUCCUUACCUCCUCAACUUCCUGUUCACGUCCAGGCGUCCUCUGAGGUUGAGAUGGAAGUUCUCAAACCAACUCAAGAGGUAGAAGAGGAAGAAGAGGAAGUGGCUCGACGCAAGCGAGUAUCUGAAAAGUUGGCAAAGAUGGGUGGAGUUAAUCCAUUCGCCCUUGGUACUUCCCGUCCUCAACGACAAGCGUCGAUUUCCUCCGUAGAGGCCGCGCCCAUUGCUGCGUCCCCUCCUUCGGUUGAACUUGGCAGACGGCCUAGUGUUGACUUGGGACGACGUACCAGUGUUGACUCCCAGCGACGCAGUAGUGUGGACUUGCAGCGACGCACUAGCACUGACUCACAACGACGCACCAGCAUUGGAUCGCUGCCAAGGCGAGCAAGCAUCGACUCUCCCAUCGAGCCUCCUCAAAGGAAAGAUUCAAUCAGGAAAUCCAGCGUAGACUCAUCAAUGUCAUUUGAAGAAACCCCCACUGAAACUCUUGGGUUACGGUCACAUUCUCCUGAACCCAUAAAGGAGGAAGGAGAGAAGAGGAAGAUCGAAACGACGUCCGACAUCCAGGAAGAGGACGAAAACGAGACUUACGAUGAAGAACAUGAAGAACCGCUGACACGUAGUCAGCAACAGCGAGUUGAGGUUGAGGGUUCGCAAUAUGGUACCACCCGUCAGCUUCAUCGUAGGCUGUCCACGACGCUUGCACAUGAUCAAGAGGACGAGGAGGUCGGGACUCCACCUUUACCUCCACCUCGGGUUCCGCGUAGAGAGUCGCUUUUUGCUCGCGAGUAUCCACCACGGAGAGUGGUUCCGACGACACCGGAUGAUGAAGAAGAGUUUGAACAACAAGGACAUGAGGAGGAUGUGCACACUGAAGAACCGGAAGAAGUGGGGCAAGAGGAUGAGGGUGAAGAUGAUGGGAACCUUGCAGCUUCUCAUCUCUUCGUGCCUCCUCCUAGGGCGCGUAAUCGGUAUAUUGAGGAACCUCUGCGACACGACGACGAGAAUGAAGGUACGGACAACGAGUCGGUGCCUUUGCCAAUUCCCCACCGGAGGUCUAUCGAGGCAUAUGCAAGGGACAGUGAUGGGGAAUCUUCUGCUCCUUCGACUUCUUCCCCUCAAUUUACCUCUCGCCCCAUGAGAAACAUCCCUCCGCCUCCAGUUCGUUCUCAUCUUCGUCCAGGACCUCCCUCGGAUAUGGGGCAUGAUUCAGAUUAUGAUGAGGUCCUGCCUGUUCGCCCGAUGAGGUCGAAAGAUCGACCAAUUAGUGUGGAUGCGCCUGUGAUUGUACCACCCCCUCCCAUACCGGUUUCCCCACGCAAUCCGGUGUCUCCCCUUCACCACACGCCUACCCCUCCUCAUGCAGCUCCUCCCCAUCGGGUGCUUCCACCACCUCCCCCACCGCCUAUUCGUCAGCCUGAAGAGCUUUUGACUGCAUCUUCUUCGUUGUCUGUCCCUUCUGAGGUUUUGGACGAUGAGGAAGGGGACCCAAUAGAUCCCACGUUCCACAGUCCAAGUAGGAGGGCGUCAACAAUCACUUUGCAGUCGCCGCCUGCUCUAGCUGGCUUGGAGAACUUGACUCCUUCUCACUUCCAGCGUCCUCCUGCUCCGGCUCCUGCUCAUGCUUCAGAACCAGCUGGCGAGGAACACGUUGAAGAGGAAGCUGAGUCUUCGAAACGCAGAACAAUUGCUGAGCGCAUGGCCAAGUUGGGAGGAAUUAAGUUUGGCGCUGCACCACCCGUUCCUACUCGUCAAGCCCCCCCUGCAAGACGCGAGGAUGAGCAGGCAGCACAAGAGCCUGUUGCUGCUGCUGAGGAGAACCAAGGAGAUGUUGGCGAAGAAGAUGAAGAAGAAGAAGAGAGAGCUCGUAAGGCGCGAAUCGCUGCGAAGUUGUCUGGGAUGGGUGGAAUGCGGAUUGGCAUGAUGCCUUUGGCUCUUGGGACUGUUGCACCCCAACGAUCGCAUGUUUUGAGGGAUGAAGAUGCUUCCUCAGCACCCGUCUCACCUGCGGUGUCCACUCCUCCUCCUCAUCGUGCCAUUCCUCCUCCACGAGCGCCGCCUUUUGAACCUCAUGAAAGGGACGAUAGUGGCACCUCGGAAGAUGGCGUUAAAGUCGAGGCAGAAGAAAGCGAGAUCGAAGAAGUAAACUAUGAAGAUGCACAGGAGGAAACGCCGCCUCCAGUCCCAAACCGAAGGGCUACUUUGCAGGGACGUGCAUCUACUGAUACUUCGAGUUCGCUGAAACGCCGAUCCACUGAUAUAGCGUACUCUCAGCCUCCUCGACCCCCUCUUCCGACUAGUCUCCCAACUCGAAGACCUAGUGUUCAGACCACGAGAAGUGCAAGGAGCGCGUCUGGUGAUUCAUCUUUCGGUGUUGCGCCUCCAGUUCGAAAGUCGUCAAUGACUGUUCCAAAAUCUCAAGCAGAGUAUGUGUUCGUGGACGAACCCCAGUCUGUAGAGUCGCAAGAGGUUCCACCACAUUUGCCGCCUGGGCGACGGGCAGUACCUGGUCGAGCAGCACCAACACUUCCUCCGUCGGAUUUGGCGGACAGUAUCUCCUCUCAGUGGGAGCUUCCCUCCAUCCCUAGUGCAUCGUUCGAUUUUGGCGGAGGUGAUCUGGCAAUGUCUUGGACAGACGCAGGGAUCUCUGGCACUGCUCCCUUGCCUCCGCCUGUUGUGCCAGGAGGAAGGAGCUUGGCAAGGCAAGAGUCUAAACUGUCUGCGGAUGAGCUCAUUGCCAUUUGGGGUCGGGUUGGUGUGCAGAUUUGCGAAGUUGCCACAGCACUGUUUGAGAAAUCUAAAAAGUCGUUGAUUGGCGAUGGAACGUAUGCAGGCUUCGUCAGCGCUGUGCUCAGCGAAGUGCCGAAUGCUGCCCCGCUGUCGUCUGGGUAUGGGUAUCUCAUAUAUCAGCAGACUGGAUCGGCUGUGCAGAAGAGGGCUAGUGAGAUCAUGCCUGGAGACGUGGUGGAGCUGGUGGACGCGAAGUUAAAAGGUCACAAGGGGCUUCAGACCUAUACGCAGACUGUAGGCGCAGGAGAGCCGUUGUUGGGCGUUGUGGGUGAGUUUGAGCCGAAGAAGUCGAAGGUGAGAUUGUAUCACGCGAAUCAACAUGUUGGACAGCAGACUGUGGAGGCCGUGAGCUAUAGGCUGGAGGAUUUGAAAAGCGGUGCGGUGAAGGUGUACCGUGUCUUAGAAGCGUGA
Laccaria bicolor S238N-H82 is the source of this 4482-nucleotide messenger RNA. RefSeq lists its product as uncharacterized. NCBI's taxonomy places the organism in Eukaryota, Fungi, Basidiomycota, Agaricomycetes, Agaricales, Hydnangiaceae. Bases 1 to 4482 code for a protein of 1493 amino acids. The record is from RefSeq and is a predicted model, not a curated record. The transcript is spliced from 7 exons.